AUGGCAGUUGAUUUUCCCGGUCUGGCGACUUUCAGCAAUCCGCUACUUUGUUCCAACAGCAAGGAGAUGCCAUGUCAGGGACAUGCUGGGCUUGUAUGUGUUGGCUGCCGUAUGGUUCAAUAUUGCUCAAAGGAAUGUCAGAUUGCAGAUUGGUCUCGUCACAAGAAAGCAUGCAAAUCCCCAUUCAUGAAAGACACUUGGGAGCCCGAAUGGUAUCUUAAUAGUCGCCAGCCCGCUUUUAUCAGCGAGGGUCCCUCACACGCUGGGUUCGGCAACAGAAAGUAUCUCUGGGGUAACAUGCCUGCUCUCGAUAUUCUGCAGCUGCAGAGUAAUGAAGGCAAGACCAGUGCAACGAGUCACGACUUCAACCUUCUCUUUGCUGCGUCUGGAGAUCUUCGCAAUGUCAUCAAAACUACCGCCGGGCUGCCAGAGGGAUACAAAGGUCACUGCGUUGCUGUUAUAAACGAUAUGGAUUUCAUCGUCACGGCUCGCAAUGCCAUCAUGCUUCUCACUGCGCUCCAAUUCGAACCAGACGUUGCAGUACCGAUGAUUAUCCAUUUAUGGUACUCAGCGUUACUUCCUCGCGAUAUGGUGCAGGCUAUUCAGUCCACCAUCCUUCCCAUGAUCGAAGAUGUUUACCAGAAGAUCAAGAAAAAGCCGGGCAAUACAUUACAGGCAAAGACAUUUGACAUAGACGGCCGAAAUCUAAGCAUAGCACUGAAGAAAGACGAAUGGGCUCGCUUGGCGACGUUUUGCCGGGUUCCGGAAGGACUGUCAGCAGAAACUGCUCAGCAAAUUCGUCGCCGUGUCACGUUAGCUCCCGAGAGAGUCGACUAUCGUGAUAAAGCUAUGCUGAAAAUGCCUGCUGGUGUUCGCCAAGGAGAAAUGUACUUUCGCCAUACUGGCAUCUUGCUCCCUUAUGGUUGUUCCACCACAGACUUUGACACGCCCAACCCAAUUAACAUCAAUCAAGCACGCUGUUCUUUCAAAAAUGACUGGCUAAUGAACGAUGACGCUAGUCCCCGUGGUGGUUGGCUUUUCGGGGAGUAUAUGGAGGACGCUCCAGCUGCGAAAGCAGAUGAGUUCGGUGCCAUCUUCUUCCACAUCAGGGGUCUGCUUCGUAGAUUCUGCAGCCGGCUACGAAGUUCCAACAUCUCGUUCCGGCUGUUCAACAUGGGUGCUCAAGAUAUAGGACCCUAUCUCGGCGACAUGAAGUUUGACCGGAUCGAGAUCUCCAAUGUAUGCGAUCGAGGUUAUGUCGGCCCGCACACUUGCCUCCAGCUCUUCUCACAACUCCUCAAGCCGAUUUCACAGAACCCAAACGCCACACUACUUAUGCUCUUCAUAAAUGCUGCUGUGGAAGUUGAUCACGAAGUAAACCCGCAAGGAGAUUUACAGUCGCUCGCACCGGCGAUGGAACGCCUUAAAGAGUACAUCCCGUUCGACAAAUCUCUUGUAAGUAUGAAUAGAGCUGGAAUGCAUCUAGCUGCACAUCCUGACCUAGUCUUGCGUACUACCUGUUCCGAUAUGUUCAAACCAUGGGACAAGUACUUUAACAUGUUCAUGGAUGAGUGUAGGAUUACACAGUUCGCUACGCUUUGUGGGAUGACUAUCAAGAAAAAACACACCAUUGUCCAGCCUUGGCCGUACAGGGUUGAGAAUACAACGACAAAACAGGAAUUCAACAUUCUAUGUGCUAGUAGUACAGCUGGGUUUGAGCGAUACAUGGAGUUUCAGAAGCUUUGA
Molecule: messenger RNA, 1746 nt
Organism: Bipolaris maydis ATCC 48331
Lineage: Eukaryota; Fungi; Ascomycota; Dothideomycetes; Pleosporales; Pleosporaceae
Source: RefSeq, a predicted model, not a curated record